Molecule: messenger RNA, 351 nt
Organism: Dibothriocephalus latus
Lineage: Eukaryota; Metazoa; Platyhelminthes; Cestoda; Diphyllobothriidea; Diphyllobothriidae
Source: the annotation of a GenBank genome assembly
AUGCACUUCCAGUGCUUCGAUUUCUACAGAAAACGUUGCGGCCUUUUUGAUGACAUGAAGCGGAACAGUCGAACUUACAUUCUGACUGGAGGCCAGUGUGUCGAGGAGGUUUUCCGCACAGGCUUGCCAAGGCCGCCAGCAACACUCUGCCAGACAGGUUUUGUCUGCAAGUGCAGUCAAAUCAGCGAAGAAGAGAUCAGUCGGAUCAGUGUACAUCUCCUGCUGCUGCUGCUGUUGCUGCCGUUUGCUAGUUUUACGCGGUUUGAGCAGAAGUGUGAGGUUUUUGUCACCGCCAACGUUCGGCAGAAUCCUGCUCUGACAAAUGGACUGAAUGAUCGCCAAGUGCUGUGA